CUGGCAGGCUGCAGCCGCUUCCAAACCCAACUUGAGGCUUGGGGACAACUGACACUCUUGCUCAUCUUCUUUGGGCAGCGCCAUGGGUCUCAGUGAUGGAGAAUGGCAACUGGUGCUGAACGCUUGGGGAAAGGUGGAGGCGGAUAUCCCCGGCCAUGGGCAGGAGGUGCUGAUCAGACUCUUUAAAGGCCACCCAGAGACCCUGGAGAAGUUUGACAAGUUUAAGCACCUCAAGUCUGAGGAUGAGAUGAAGGCAUCCGAAGACCUUAAGAAACAUGGCGCCACGGUGCUCACUGCCCUAGGGAACAUCCUGAAGAAGAAGGGCCAGCAUGAGGCAGAGCUGAAGCCUCUGGCCCAGUCCCAUGCCACCAAGCACAAAAUCUCUGUCCAGUUCCUGGAGGGAAAGUCCAUUAUUCCCUUCUCUGAGAUCCUCUGGGCUCUGGAAAAUGAAGGGGUUGGGCCAGAUGACCUUGCAGUGUGGCUGGUCCCACCGUCUCCACCCCGCAAGAGCGCCGACAGCUAUCGUGGCCGAGUUCCUCUUGAAUCCAACAUCAAGUGGAUCGCAGUUCAGCGCAUCGAAGGCUGCGCAUCUCAGAUGCCGCCAACUGCCUGA
Molecule: messenger RNA, 613 nt
Organism: Gracilinanus agilis (Agile Gracile Mouse Opossum)
Lineage: Eukaryota; Metazoa; Chordata; Mammalia; Didelphimorphia; Didelphidae
Gene: MB
Product: myoglobin
Exons: 4
Coding region: 83-613 (176 amino acids)
Biological process (GO): oxygen transport
Cellular component (GO): extracellular exosome
Molecular function (GO): oxygen binding; heme binding
Source: RefSeq, a predicted model, not a curated record